Molecule: messenger RNA, 459 nt
Organism: Talaromyces rugulosus
Lineage: Eukaryota; Fungi; Ascomycota; Eurotiomycetes; Eurotiales; Trichocomaceae
Exons: 3
Coding region: 1-459 (152 amino acids)
Molecular function (GO): oxidoreductase activity, acting on the CH-OH group of donors, NAD or NADP as acceptor
Source: RefSeq, a predicted model, not a curated record
AUGAUCUUUGGAACCCAACUCGACGGUAUUGCGCUCGUGGUCGGCUCCGGACGUGGCAUCGGCCAGCAAUGUGCCUUCUCGUUGGCCAAAGCAGGGGUCAAGGCUGUCGUGCUCGCCGACAGGAAGGGGGAAACAGCCAAGGCAUUGGCUGAAGAGAGCAAGACGUAUGCCACUCAUAAAGAAUACCAGGCAACAACCUUCAAAAUAAAUGUCGUCGACGAGAAGAGCGUGGAGGACAUGGUUGAGUUCGCGGUAAAGGAAUUCGGGAAGAUCGACUACUGCGUGAAUGCUGCUGGACCUGGAUUAAUCAGGUUUGCAAGUACCGAUAUUGAGAACUACGACCUCAUUAUGACCAUUAAUGCAAAGGGCAUGCUGCUCGGUGUGCGCGCGGAGCUCCAAGCAAUGCAGAAACAGCCCCCAAAGACCUUUACGAGCCGCAAUGGUACCCGCGUCCGAUAA